Plasmodium malariae is the source of this 852-nucleotide messenger RNA. RefSeq names its product prohibitin, putative. The transcript has a single exon. Bases 1 to 852 code for a protein of 283 amino acids. Gene Ontology annotation, biological process: mitochondrion organization. The record is from RefSeq and is a predicted model, not a curated record. NCBI's taxonomy places the organism in Eukaryota, Apicomplexa, Aconoidasida, Haemosporida, Plasmodiidae. Gene Ontology annotation, cellular component: membrane; mitochondrion.
AUGAAUAACUCACAAAAUUUUGAUAUACAUAAUUUAAGAAAAAUAGGAAGAAUAGGAAUAAGUAUUGGAGCAAUACUUGGAGUAACUUCAUUUAGUAGUUGGUUAUUUAACAACAGUUUAUAUAAUGUAGAAGCAGGUAAAAGAGCGAUAAAAUAUAAUAGAUUAUUUGGACUAUCAAAUAAAAUAUAUGGUGAAGGUACCCACUUUUUAAUUCCAUAUUUUGAAAGAUCGAUAAUUUAUGAUGUUAGAACUAAACCAAGGGUGUUAAUGUCCUUAACAGGGUCGAGAGAUUUGCAGAUGGUUAAUAUAACGUGUCGUGUAUUAUCUAGACCUAAUGAAGAUAAAUUAGUGGAAAUCUAUAGAACAUUAGGAAAAGAAUAUGAUGAAAAAGUAUUACCUUCUAUUAUUAAUGAAGUUUUAAAAAGUGUGGUAGCACAGUACAAUGCUUCUCAAUUAAUUACUCAAAGAGAAGUAGUAAGUAAAUCUGUGAGAGAACAAUUAGUUCAAAGGGCUAAGGAUUUUAAUAUUCUACUGGAUGAUGCAUCCAUAACACACUUGAGUUUUAGUAAUGAGUAUGAAAAAGCUGUAGAAGCUAAACAGGUAGCCCAACAAGAAGCUGAAAGAAGUAAAUAUGUUGUUUUAAAAGCGGAACAAGAAAAAAAAUCAACAAUUAUUAAAGCGCAAGGAGAAGCUGAAGUAGCGAAACUCAUAGGGUUAGCUGUUAAGGAUAACCCUGCUUUUAUGGAAUUAAAAAAAAUUGAAUUGUCGAAAGAAGUUUCGAAUAUCAUUUCUAAAUGUCAAAAUAAAGUUAUGCUUUCUGCAGAUUCACUACUGAUAAAUUUUGUCAAGUGA